CAAAGUGAGGCCUUAUGCACUAAGAAACACCAUGUUAUUGGUUGUUCAAAUCCAAGUAUAAAACACUCUGGCAAUUUCACUUAGAUCAACCUGUCCUCAUAGUAUGGUAAUAGUAUAACAUUAUUGUUCUUCUAGAUUUUGAAUAAUACUGAAUUUUUUCAUAGUCUCUUAAUAUUGUUUAUGUUGCAGGUUUGAAAAUUUGAGUAUGAGCAAAGAAAUGAGAAAUAACAACACUUCUGCUCUCAAAGAGGAAGAUAACAUAAGGGAAGUUGAUAAUACGAAUCUCUUAGAAGAUACUAGUGACCAUGUACAUGAGGUGUUGCGAGAAGAAAAUAAGAAUGUACCAACAUCAUCUUUAACCAAAGAUAUACCGCAAGAUGUUCAUGAUGCAGAUGAUGAUGAUGUAAGAGGGAAGAAAACUCAAACCAUUUUGAUAGCUGACGCCAGUGAUGCUUAUGACAUAAAUAUGAAAAACCAAAUGCAUCCAAAAGGUGAAGUGGAAAAUGUAAAGGAGAAAGCACCAACUGAACUUGGACAAGUUUCGAUGCAAGAAGAAAUUCACAGAGAACAUGUGGAAGAGAAAACUCAAUUGAUUUCAACAGCUAUAUUUGCAAAUGGUGGUUAUGAAACAAGGGACACUAUAACAAGGUUAAGUACUGAAUCAAACCCUGAUAAUCUAAACAUCACUUCUCAGAUGCAAAAAUCACCAAGUUUCAAUCUCAACCUCCGAAUCGAACCAAGGCAAGAAGAAUCGGAUCAAAUUCCGUUGCUUUGUACGUCCGUAAAUGAUAGCUUGUCAAACAAGUUAAGUCAAAAUCUUAGUAACUCAAUGCCUCAUGAUGAAGAUGAUCACAUCGAAGAGAAAAUAGUUACUAUGGAAAGAAGUUACUCGAAAUCUUCAUUCAUUGGUUUUUCGAAAGGAGAAGAAAAAGCAACCGCUGAUCUUCUAGUCACGGAACAGACACAAGAUAACAAUGCUGGUUCAAAGAUGGAAGUGUUGUCAUCUACUUCACCUAAAGGAAAAGAAAAGCACAAGUCUAUGUCUUACUUCUUCACCAGCUGCAUGUCUUGUGCAACUUUGCCAAAUUAAAACUUUUAGAAUCUCACUUUUAUUUUUUUAUUUUGAGUUUCUUUCUGAUUUAUUUUUCUUGAAGUAAUGAUUUGAUGUGGAGAGAAUAUUGCUUGCUUGGUGUCUAUUCCAACCUCAACUCGGUUGUACUACUUUUCUGAGGUAUUGCGUGUUUUUGGUGUUAUUUAAGCCAUUACGGUUUUGUGGACCGAAAUGAAUUUAUUUGAUUCAAUUUUCAAACAA
Molecule: messenger RNA, 1312 nt
Organism: Vicia villosa (hairy vetch)
Lineage: Eukaryota; Viridiplantae; Streptophyta; Magnoliopsida; Fabales; Fabaceae
Exons: 2
Coding region: 206-1090 (294 amino acids)
Source: RefSeq, a predicted model, not a curated record